AUCCCUUGGCAUUGAAAGCCAAUUCUUCCUGUGAAGUUAGACAAAGUAAGAGAGAGUUCAUUAGUAAUGACAAUGGGUGUCAGCCUGCUAGAGGAGUGCUGCCGUGUGUCUCUAAUCUCUCUCGUGGCUGAGAAAGGAAGGCUUUAUAGAAUGCUAUCAGCUCGUAAUGAUUUGGCAAAAUUGCAGAUUACUGAAAUGAAUCUUAUCUCUGAGAAUAUAUCUGCUGCCAGGUGGCUAUUUCUGGUGGAGAGCACAGUGUGUGAGGCCUUAUGGCAGCUGCACGGAGCUGUGUCAGGGGAGGGGCAUGUGGGGGCUGUUAGGUUGGUCAUCUCCUAACCCUUAAACCAGGCACAGCUUACAGUCAUGGGGUGGCACCUUGUGCGUGCAUUUAUUUUCACCAGCACGUGUGUGCGUGACUUUCUGUGCUGUGCCCCUGUUCCAUGCUAGUUUGUGGUGCUGUGAAAUAGGCUGGAACUCGCCUGUUGAUCUGGUAAAGCUGAACUUCUUUUUGAAAUGUGUUCUGGAAGACAGCACAGCCCCUGCACACACUGCUGGUGCAUAAGGAGCACCAAAUCAGCAUGAGCAGGGCUGCUCUUGGAGAAGGAUGCUGAGAACCAAAGAGACAGAUUUUGCCUGCUGUACAGAGUGCAGCUGUGAUUGUCUUGGAGUGACGCCUGAGGGGAGUGUAAUUGUGCAGAACUGCAGCACGUCAGAGCAGAAAUAAUGCUAUGCAGCCCAAUGGGCAGGAAUGCUGGCUUGGAGCUUGUGCGAGGACACAGAGCUCCUCCGGAGGAGAAAAGUGACGAGGAGCUGAGCAGGAGAGGAGCUGAGCAGGAGAGAGAGGAGCCCCGCUCCCCUGGCUAUGCCAGCGCAUCACUGGCAGCAACGCGUGCACCUGUAGAGCCGCUGCUGCCCAGCCACAGCACUGCCCUAAAUGGGUUAUUUCCCCUGGGGAAGCACACAGCAACCUGCCAGAGAUGUUCUCCUGUUUCGUUUGGCUCUCCCUCCCCUACUUCGUGAACACCUUCCCGACCUCAGGAAAGUUCCCCCUCAACAGAAGUCUUGAGGAGGUGUUGAAAAUCCCAAACAUCUCGGGGUUCUUUCCCUGGGAUAACGACACGCUGGCCGACUGGCAGAGCUUUGUGGGCAGGAGCCGGCACGGAGCAGACUCGCAGCACGCGGCGGCCAAAGCUCUGCUCAUCGCGGCGUAUUCCAUCAUCAUCAUCUUCUCCCUCUUCGGCAACGUCCUGGUCUGCCACGUCAUCAUCAAGAGCAAACGCCUGCGCUCCGCCACCAGUCUGUUCAUCGUCAACCUGGCCGUGGCUGACAUCAUGAUCACGCUUCUCAACACGCCUUUUACACUGGCUCGUUUUGUGAACAGCACGUGGAUAUUUGGGAAGGGGAUGUGCCAUGUCAGUAGGUUCGCGCAGUACUGCUCACUCCACGUCUCUGCUCUGACCCUCACAGCCAUUGCCGUGGACAGGCAUCAGGUCAUAAUGCACCCUCUGAAACCUCGCUUACCUAUGGCAAAAGGCGUUAUCUGCAUCUCUAUAAUUUGGGUCAUGGCAGCUUGUUUUUCCCUCCCACAUGCUAUCUACCAAAAACUCUUUACUUUUGAAUACAGUGAGGAAGUCACUCGGUGCCUGUGCAUCCCAGAUUUCCCUGAGCCAGCUGACCUCUUCUGGAAGUACCUCGACUUAACGACCUUCGUUUUGCUCUACGUCCUGCCUCUGCUGAUCAUCUCUGCUGCCUACAUGACAGUGGCCAAGAAACUCUGGCUGCGUAAUAUCAUUGGGGAUGUCACCACCGAGCAGUACUUCGCCCUUCGCAAAAAAAAUAAGAAGACUAUAAAGAUGUUGAUGCUCGUUGUCAUCCUCUUUGCCAUCUGCUGGUUUCCCUUAAAUUGCUACGUCGUCCUGCUCUCCAGCCAAACCAUCCGCUCCAACAAUGCCCUUUACUUCGCCUUUCACUGGCUUGCAAUGAGCAGCACCUGCUACAACCCCUUCAUCUACUGCUGGCUCAAUGACAGCUUCCGGGCAGAACUGAAGGCUUUGCUUAACAUCUGCAGAAAACCUCCUAACCUUGCAGAACAGAGGCUUCCCUCCACGGUCCCUUCCUACCGACUGGCAUGGCCUGAAAACAGCCACUUCAAGAGGCUGCAGGUCUCUCAUGUCCCUGCCUCAGCCUCCAUCAGCCACUUAGGAAAGAUGGACAUCUCUGCAGUUGAGCCCAUAGUAGUUGUGAGCUAAAUGGUGGCCUGGGAAGAUGGAUACAGACCACGCUUAGGUUUGACUGGAUCUAGGCAGGUGGGAAGAUGUGGAACCCUGGCCUAAGCAGAGACUGUGUCAACUCCUGUGGUUGUACUGAAAAGCCCAACUCCACAGCUGGUAGUGUGAAACUCCGAUGCUAAUGGCAUGGAGACUCCAAAGGGAAGAAAGCAAAGCCUUGCCAGGAAUGAGCUUUCUUUUUGUCUUGGUCAAGCUGACUUUGGGUCUGCUGGCAAAGAGGGAUUCUCUGCAUGUGUCUGUUAUUUGUCCGAGUCUGUACCACUGGGGCCAUUUGUGUGCUUUGCUGUUAUUUAAGCACUCAAGCAGCACUCUGAUGGUGUUAAGCCUCCCUCCUUUUAGUCUCUCAAUAGCAGCACACAGACAGUAGAGAUACAGAGACAGAAGUUGCUGGUUUGAAUUCUUUUCUCCCAUUUGUGAAAAUAUCUUCAGAGAGGUGGAGGGAUAAUAAACAGCCAUUGGAAAUUAGAGCUGUCUUUUACAUCGCAAGCACUCCUCCUAAGGUAGGAUUGAAGAAAACUUGAUGGCUAUUCUUUGUGUAAAUAGAUGGUAAACACCAACCUGUUAGCUCUGCAUCUGUUGCCAGUGCUAAAUCACACAGAACUGUACCUUUGUGAAACAGGCAUGAAUAUUCACAAAGCUUUAAUUCAAAUAGAGACCUAAAGCCUGAAAACCUUGGACAUAUUGUCCAUGGUUGGAGCACUGAUGGUUAAUUUGAGUUGGGAAUCAGAGAAUCAUAGAAUGGUUUGCGCUGGGAGGAACCAUGAAAGGCCAUUGAGUCCAACUUCUCUGCAAUGAGGAGAAACACCUACAGCUUCAUCUGGUGCUCAGAGCCCCAUCCAGCCUGGAUGAGAUACUUUUGUUCAGGGCAUCUCUAUGUUGUUACCAGAUGGUGGCUGAGGAAUCCUGCAAUGUGACUUUUUACUUUAUUACUGUUGCUCUCUUCUCCUGUAAAGCACCUGGGAAUUUCUCAGAUCAGACACGUGGGAUAUUUCAUCCCAGCUAAGAUGUUCCCAAUGAUGAUCCCAACUGAGCUCACUGGAACCAGUUCAUAAAUAAACUGCUGUAAUGAUAUCUGUGAUAGCAAGUAAUAAAGGAGGAAGAUUUUUGCAAGAUAUCCUCUUGUGAAUGAGAAAUUGUAGUGCAUUUAAAGAUUGGUGAGAUGUGUCUUUCAGGGACAGCCAUUAAGAAAUUGAUGUGACUGCAGCUCUCUGGUGUAGAUUGCAGAAAAUGCUAGAUUCUGAAUAAGACAGACAAAAGAGCAUGUUGCCUCAUAUUGCACAGGGAAACGGUCACUUUGGUGCAGCAAUUAGCUUUGAUGUCACACAGGAGUGCCUGUUCCACGUUCAGCUUGUGAUGGCCAGCAGAUAAGUGAGAAAAACCUUUGUUAUUAAAGGCUAAAAGAGGGAAGAAAAAAAAAAAAAAAGGAGAGAGAAAAAAUACUAUUCCCCAGUGUCCACUAAUAAACUUACUCUGAAAUCAUAUUAAGUCUUGUGUGGGUUUUUUCACACCCAAGUGCUUCAGGGGCUGCUGCCAUUCUUUAUCAUAGAAUCUUCAAUGUUGGAAAAGACCUCUAAGAUCACCAUGUCCAGCCACCAACCCAUCCCCACUGUGGCCACACACCACGUCCCUCAGUGCCACGUCUCCAUGUUUCUUGAGCACCUCCAGGGACAGUAAAUCCCCACCUCCCUGCGCAGCCUGUGCCAGUGCCUCACCACACUUUCUGAGAAGAAGUUUUUCCCAUUCACUCCAGCAGUGCUCACAACAAAAGGCCCCCAGUGUUCAGAGCCCUUCGACCACCCUUCACAUUCUGUGGCAGCAGAUUCAGAUUACUCCAGUAAAUAAACCUUUGGGUAUCACUAAGUCAGGUGUAUGGCAGGGACAGGGGGACACGGGCAGGUGGGGAUGGGUUGGCAGUUGGACUAGAUGAUCUUAAAGGUCUUUUCCAACCUUAAUGAUUCUAUGACCCUUAGUCCUCUGGGCUUGCUGAAGUUCCAGAGCUCCAUCUGAGGGAGCUUUUGCUGUGCAAGGAAUUGCAGAUUUAGUCUUGAUCAGGGCUGAUGAGCAGUGAUGAGUGGACAAGCAGCAGAGUGAUGCAAGUGAUGCUCUGCCACCCUUGUGCUUAAAUACAGCUUUGCCAAGCUGGAACUGUUUGGGCUGAGCCAUGUUUUAUGUCAGAAGUCUCUUCUUCCCAUUCACUAAGUGUAAUGGAGUUGUUUUCACUCACAUCCAAAUGCUACAACAGAUUCUGCAGCUACAUCCUUGUUCCUUAGCUCUGUUUGGGACGAGAGUCUGAACUCAGGAAGAUGUUCUUUCUGAAGGUGAAGGUAACCUUUGGCCAUUUUAAGACUCACCUCCCGUAGAUUUGCAUCCUUAAACAAUUACAUACAGAAAUUUGUCAGAGCACAAACAGAAACUUGCCAGCAAACAAACCCUCAGAUGCCCAUGGCAGUGUUAGCUCCUUCCCUGACAGGGACUCUGGUGGGUCUGAGCAGGGCUCCCACAGUUACAGGAUUCUGUGUGGAAAACUCUUCU
Molecule: messenger RNA, 4820 nt
Organism: Phasianus colchicus (ring-necked pheasant)
Lineage: Eukaryota; Metazoa; Chordata; Aves; Galliformes; Phasianidae
Gene: GPR83
Product: G protein-coupled receptor 83
Biological process (GO): neuropeptide signaling pathway
Cellular component (GO): plasma membrane
Molecular function (GO): neuropeptide Y receptor activity
Source: RefSeq, a predicted model, not a curated record